UCUUUUUCGGCUCGAUGUCGAAAACCUGAAGUCGAAUCUUGUAGAUUCAACUAGAGGCUUCAUCAAGGCAAUUCUCGACUACGUUGUCGAAGACCACCGUGAAGAGAAUCGCAGCAUCUGCAAGGAAUUCCAGAACAUUGCAGACCGCGCUCUGAGGCCACCUCAGAACACUGAAGAAUUAGUGGAGAUGGUCGAAUUCGUCACCAGUGCUCAGGGAAUAGGGAUGAUUAAACUACAAGAGCGUAUUCAGGAGACGCUGUUUCGCGUAAAGUAUCUCUUUGAUAACUACUUCUUCGAAGACAGCGACUUUCUCCUUCACAGGGAUGUCUUCAUGUGGCCGAAGGAGAUCAUUCCCAUCUUUGAUCGACAUGAAAAUCUCGUCCUCGAAUCGCGGAAGAGAGCGGAGGCGGCUCUCUUGGAGAAGAUAGAUGCGACGAAGAAGGCGUUGGAGAAGAUGAAAACUCGUGUUGAGGAGUUUAGCGAUUACGGAGAGCUGGACAUGAUGGCGAUGUACGUCUCCGACGUCGUCAAGGUUCAGCGUCGACUGCAAGAGCUCUCAGAAACCGCGGAGUGGAUUCACAAGGAAGAAAAGCUUUUAAAGGUUCCAUUCACCACUUUCAAACUUUUUGAAGAAGUCAACAACAUUCUGGAGCCUUACGCCAAGACCUUCACUAUCAUCCUCAAGUGGAGAAAAGCACAAAAAAAAUGGAUGGACGGAUACUUCCUGGAACUGGAAGCCGAAAAAAUCGAGAACGAAGUGGACGAAUUCGCUCGAGAAAUCUUCAAGCUACAGAAGAUCUUUACCAGGGAUUUCAAGAAGAAAGAACAAGAGCAGGAUGAACGUCGAAGAGAUAGAGCGAAGGCGAGGCAGAAAGCCUUGGUGAUGGCUGAGGGACAGCCUAUUCCGGAGGAAGAAGAAGAGGAGGACGUCAAGCCUCCUGAAGCCCUCCACUUGUGCAAUCAAAACAUUAGUGACAUUAAGAAGUUUAAGGAGAGUGUACCUCUCAUUAGCAUCAUGUGCAACCCUGGGUUGCGGGGUCGUCACUGGCAAGAGAUGUCAGCUUUAGCUGGAAUGGACAUCACUCCCGAUGCUGGUUCAACCUUGCGGAAGGUCAUAAAAUUGAGAUUGGAUAACUUUUUGGAUCAGUUCGAAGUCAUUUCAGGAGCAGCGUCAAAGGAGUUCUCGUUGGAGAAAGCCAUAAAGAAGAUGAGACAGGAGUGGGACGGGAUUUGCUUUGCUUUAUCGCCAUACAGGGAGAGCGGGAUCUCCAUCAUUGGGAGCCUGGAGGAGGUUCAGGCUCUCCUGGACGACCAAAUAGUCAAAACACAGACCAUGCGCAACUCUCCCUUCUGCAAGCCUUUUGAACACGACAUCUUGGCUUGGGAGGCCCAGCUGACGAGAGUUCAGGACACGGUGGACGAGUGGGUGAAGGUGCAGGCCCAGUGGUUGUACCUGGAACCCAUCUUCUCCUCCGAAGACAUCAUGCAGCAGAUGCCAGAGGAGGGUCGCCUCUUCAAGACCGUUGACAGCAACUUCAAAGAAGUCAUGCGGCAGACAGUCAAACACCCUGGGACGCUUGAAACCGCCAGCGCCCCGGGUUUGCUGGAAAAACUCGUGGAAAGCAACAUCUUUCUGGACAAGAUCAACAAGGGUUUGAAUGCGUACUUGGAAAAGAAACGCCUUUUCUUUCCUCGAUUCUUCUUCCUUUCUAAUGACGAAAUGCUGGAAAUACUUUCUGAAACUAAAGAUCCACUGAGAGUGCAGCCUCAUUUGAAAAAAUGUUUCGAGGGCAUUGCAAAAUUAGAAUUCAGCCCCAAUCUUGACAUUCAUGGCAUGUUCAGCAGCGAAGGAGAAAAGGUAAAAUUCUCCGAGACUGUUUCAACUUCAGACGCUCGCGGCGCAGUGGAGCGGUGGUUGCUGCAGGUCCAGGACGUCAUGCUCAUGUCCGUCAGGCAUGUUGUCAAAGAGGCAGUGCAGGCGUACCCUGAGGCGGAGCGAACCACUUGGGUGAAAAACUGGCCAGGACAGGUAGUGUUGUGUGCAUCGCAGGUCUACUGGACUAGCGACGUUCAAGACGCCAUUCAGGACGCCCCCACCGGUCUGCACAAGUACCACAAGGUGCUGCAAACGCAGCUGGGGGACAUCGUGGAGCUGGUGAGGGGCAAGCUGACCAAACAGCAGCGCAUCACGCUGGGGGCGCUCGUCGUCAUCGACGUCCAUGCGCGUGACGUGGUGGAGGACAUGGCCGAGAAAGGUGUAUCCACCCUGAACGAUUUCAACUGGCUGGCCCAGCUGCGCUACUACUGGGAGGGCGACAUGAUGGUUCGCAUCACCAACGCCACCGUCAAAUACUGCUACGAGUACCUGGGCAACUCCGCUCGUCUGGUCAUCACCCCCCUCACUGACCGCUGCUACCGGACCUUGGUCGGAGCCUUCCACCUCAACCUCAACGGCGCCCCCGAGGGUCCGGCCGGCACGGGCAAGACGGAGACCACCAAGGACCUGGCCAAGGCCUUGGCCGUCCAGUGCGUCGUCUUCAACUGCUCUGAUGGUCUGGACUACAUCGCUAUGGGCAAAUUUUUUAAGGGUCUGGCUUCGUCCGGGGCCUGGGCUUGCUUCGACGAAUUCAACAGAAUCGACCUGGAAGUGUUGUCUGUCGUUGCUCAGCAGAUUCUUUGCAUUAUACGAGCGGUGCAGGCUCACGUGGACGAGUUCGUGUUUGAGGGCACCAAACUGAAUCUCAACCCCAACUGCUAUGUGUGCAUCACUAUGAACCCAGGCUAUGCUGGUCGCUCGGAACUUCCAGACAAUCUCAAGGUUCUGUUUCGCACGGUGGCCAUGAUGGUCCCUGACUACGCGAUGAUUGCCGAGAUCUCGCUGUACUCGUUCGGUUUCCUCGAUACCCGCAAGAUGUCGAUAAAGAUUGUAACGACCUACCGUCUGUGCUCCGAGCAGCUGUCCUCACAGUUCCACUACGACUACGGCAUGCGCGCCGUCAAGGCUGUGCUAUCUGCUGCCGGCAACCUCAAGCUCAAGUACCCGGAUGAAGAAGAGGACAUCUUGAUUCUACGGUCAAUCAUAGACGUGAACCUGCCGAAGUUCUUGGCGCAUGACAUUCCCCUGUUCAACGGGAUCAUCUCUGAUUUGUUUCCGGGACUACAACUGCCGAAGGCCGACUACCAAGUAUUUUUGUCGGCCAUGGAGCAUGUCUCGAAGCAGAAGAACCUACAGUUCGUUCCUUUCUUCGUGGAAAAAAUUAUCCAGACUUACGAGAUGAUGAUCGUUCGUCAUGGAUUCAUGCUAGUCGGGUUACCUUUUGGAGGAAAGACUGAAGUACUGCGAGUUCUUCAAGGAGGGAUGACAAAAUUGAAUGAUGAAGACUACAAAGAAUAUGAAAAGGUUUAUCAACGCACGAUCAACCCAAAGUCCAUCACUAUGGGACAGCUCUUCGGCCAGUUUGACCCUGUAUCCCAUGAGUGGACCGACGGUGUGAUUGCUAACACCUUUCGAGAGUUCGCGUCCCUGGACACGCCGGACCGCAAGUGGGUCAUCUUCGACGGUCCUAUCGACGCCGUGUGGAUCGAAAACAUGAACACCGUGCUGGACGACAACAAGAAGCUGUGCCUCAUGAGCGGGGAGAUAAUCCAGAUGUCACCCGUCAUGUCCCUCAUUUUUGAGUCACAUGAUCUCUCGCAGGCUUCCCCGGCCACAGUCAGUCGAUGUGGGAUGGUGUAUCUGGAGCCCACGACUCUGGGCUGGAGGCCCCUUGUGACGUCAUGGUUCAACACCUUCCCUAUUGUCCUCAAGGAGUUCGUGCCGAUGGUGAACGACAUGCUUGAGUGGCUUGUGGACCCAUGCCUGGACUUCGUCCGCCUGGAAUGCAGGGAGUACACUGCCUGCGGGAGUUCCAACAAAACGGUGUCUUUGAUGAAGUUUGUGGACAUGCUGAUGGACUCGGCUGUCAAGGACCCCAACGCAGCUCUCAACAAAUAUCUUCCUGUUUGGCUUCAGUGUUGUAUAUUGUUUGCUGUUCCCUGGUCCAUUGGAGGAUGUAUGGACAUGGACUGCCGCAAAAAGUUUGACGAGUUCUAUAAAGGAAUUCUCACCAUGAAGAGUGAGCAAUUCCCUCCUCCACCGACGCUAGGCAAACUCGAAUUAAAUCUACCCCCCGAGUUGGAAUGUUUUGAAAUGUACUUUGAGCAAAAGGCACGAGGUGCUUGGAAGCAUUGGGACGAGCUGCUGAGGAACGUAGACAUAAAAGCUCAGUCCAUCCGCGAAAUGCUGGUUCCGACCAUGGACACGGCCCGCUACAGUUACCUCAUGGACUACUGCAUCACCCACGCCCGGCCUGUGCUGUUCGUCGGCCCAACAGGAACCGGAAAAAGUGCUUAUGUGCAAGAAAAGUUAAUGCAUGGCAUCGACAGAGUGCGCUACAUCUCCACUUUCGUCAACUUCUCCGCGCAGACCAGCGCCAACAUGACGCAGAAUCUCAUUAUGGCCAAACUGGAUAAGCGGAGGAAAGGUGUUUUCGGCCCACACAUUGGCAAGAAGGCAAUUAUCUUUGUAGACGAUCUGAACAUGCCGGCCAUGGAAAUUUAUGGCGCACAGCCGCCCAUUGAAUUGCUUCGGCAAUACAUGGAUCACGGCAACUGGUAUGACCUGAAAGACACGUCCAAACUAAUCCUGGAAGACAUACAGCUCAUAGGCGCCAUGGGACCACCAGGUGGCGCUCGUAAUGCCAUCACCCCGAGGCUGCUGCGCCAUUUUACCAUCAUUUCUAUGAAUCCUUUCAACGAAGCCACGUUGAACGGAGAGUUUGCUGCAGAAUUCCUGGCUGCUGGAGGAUACAUAGUUCAUGCAACCUUGGAGAUCUACGACAAGGCCAUGAAGAAUCUGCUGCCAACGCCAGCCAAGUCUCACUACAUCUUCAACCUGCGGGACUUCUCCAGAGUCAUUCUGGGCGUCUGUCUCAUUACAAAAGAAGAGGCGAAGGAUAAAAGCCUUUUUAUUAGGCUGUGGAUCCAUGAAGUGAUGCGCGUGUUUUACGAUCGUCUCACCGAUGACGCCGACCGCGCCUGGCUCUUCGAAACAGUUAAGGAUUUGGUGGGAAAACACUUCAAGAUGAAGUUUGAUGAAGUAUUCGCUCACUUAGCAAACGGAGGAAAAGGUGGUAAGUGCAAGGAGGAGGACCUGAGGAGCUUGAUGUUUGGGGACUUCAUGACCCCAGACAGAGAGCCAGAAGAUCGAGUGUACCAGGAGGUUUCCUCGCUGGCAGACAUGUACAGCAUUGUGGAGAGUUGUCUGGAUGAAUACAACAACACACACAAGACAAGGAUGAAUCUCGUCAUCUUCAGGUACGUGCUGGAGCAUCUGUCUCGCAUCUGCCGCAUCCUCCUUGUGCCGGGUAGCAGCGCGCUGUUGGUUGGAGUGGGAGGCAGCGGCCGGCAGUCGUUGACCAGACUGGCCUCAGCCAUGGCCGGCUACCAUAUGUUCCAGCCAGAGAUCUCCAAGAGCUACGGCACGAAUGAGUGGCGGGAAGACAUCAAGAAGAUUCUCAAAAUCGCUGGAGGACAAGGACAACCUAUAGCCUUCCUUAUCACGGACACGCAAAUAAAGAAAGAAUCCUUUCUCGAAGACAUUGAUGGCUUGCUCAACUCCGGGGAGGUGCCGAACCUCUGGGCGUCUGAUGAAAAGGCCGAAAUCAUGGAGCAAGUACGCGUCGCUGCCACCAAGGGAGACAAAAAUGCGGAGUUAAGCCCCUUGCAACUGUUUUCUUUUUUUGUCAACCGUUGUCGGGAGAAGCUGCACGUUAUGAUCGCCUUCAGCCCUAUAGGCGAUGCCUUCAGAACACGACUCCGCCAGUACCCCUCCCUCAUCAACUGCUGCACCAUCGACUGGUUUCAGGCCUGGCCUGAUGACGCGCUGGAGAGAGUGGCCAUCAAGUUUUUGGAAGGCACCGACAUCGACGAAACUGUGAAGAAAGAUACAGUGUGGACAUGCCAGUACUUCCACCAAAGUAUAUGCGCUCUGUCGGAGAGAUAUUUACGGCAGCUUGGGCGGUACAACUACGUGACGCCUACGUCCUACCUAGAGCUGAUUAAUGCCUUCAAGACGCUGCUACAGAAGAAGCAGGACGAAACGUUUACGGCCAAAAUACGUUACGUCACUGGAUUAGAGAAGCUGCAGUUUGCAGCGUCUCAGGUAACAGACAUGCAGAAGGAGCUAGAGGAUCUUCAGCCGAUGCUUGUUAAAGCCCAGGCAGAAAACGCCACAAUGAUGGUUGUUAUCGAAAAAGAGUCAUCUGAGGUAGAGGAGGUAUCCAUAACGGUGAAGGCUGAUGAGGCUUCAGCUAAUGAGAAGGCGGCCUCCGCCAAAGAACUGAAGGAAGAGUGCGAAGCGGAUUUAGCAGAAGCCCUGCCAGCCCUGGAAGCUGCCUUGAAUGCCCUCGACACUUUAAAGCCACAAGACAUCACCAUCGUGAAGUCCAUGAAGAACCCACCAUCCGGCGUCAAGCUGGUGAUGGCGGCCGUCUGUGUCAUGAAGGACAUCAAGCCGGACAAGAUCCCUGACCCCAACAAGCCAGGGGUUAAGAUCUUUGACUAUUGGGGUCCGUCAAAGAAGCUGCUAGGAGACAUGUCGUUUCUGGCAAGCUUAAAGGUGUAUGACAAGGAUAACAUUCCAGAGCACGUCAUGACGAAGAUUCGCAAGGAAUACUGCACCAACCCGGAAUUCGAUCCUGCCAAAGCCGCCAAAGCCUCCUCUGCAGCGGAGGGCCUGUGUAAGUGGAUCCUCGCUAUGGAGAUCUACGAUCGGGUGGCCAAGGUGGUGGCGCCCAAGAAAGAGAAGCUGCAGCUGGCAGAAACUGAACUGGCGGAGACGAUGGACAUCCUCCGUGAGAAGCAACGACAACUGGCCGAAGUCGAGCGCCGUCUGGCCGACCUCAAAGCAACAUUUCAUGCCAUGACACUGGAUAAGGAGCGCCUGGAGGAUCAAGUGGACCUUUGCGGCAAGAAGCUAGAUCGGGCCAAGAAGCUGAUUGGUGGGCUGGGCGGCGAAAAGACAAGAUGGACGGAAGCCUCGGACCUUUUGCAAAUCAUCUACGAUAACCUCGUCGGCGACGUCCUCAUCUCGGCCGGCGUUAUCGCCUACCUGGGACCUUUCACCUCUGCUUUCCGUGACUCGUGUACUGAGGACUGGGUUCAGCAGUGUCAGGCGAAGAAAAUUCCGUGCAGUGAGCACUUCUCUCUCAGCCACGUCCUUGGGGAACCAAUCAAAAUUCAAGCCUGGAAUAUCGCUGGUCUUCCUAAGGACUCCUUCAGUAUCGAUAACGGCGUCAUCGUCGCCAAUGCCAGGCGGUGGCCUCUGAUGAUUGACCCUCAAGGGCAAGCCAACCGCUGGGUGAAGAACAUGGAAAAGGACAACGUUUUGUCUGUCAUUAAGUUAACGGACAGUGACUUCAUGCGGACACUGGAGAACUGCAUCACGUUCGGCAACCCCGUCCUGAUGGAGAACGUGGGCGAAGAUCUUGACCCUUCCCUGGAGCCGCUGCUGCUGAAGCAGACUUUCAAGCAGAGUGGUAUGGAUAUGAUUCGCCUGGGUGACACCCUGGUGGAGUACUCCCACGACUUCCGCUUCUACAUCACUACCAAGCUGCGCAAUCCCCACUACCUGCCAGAGUUGUCCACUAAAGUCUCCCUCCUCAACUUCAUGAUCACGCGGGAAGGCCUGGAGGACCAGCUGCUGGGCAUCGUGGUAGCGAAGGAGAGACCAGAGCUGGAGCAUGAACGACAGCAGCUAGUGAUAACCAACGCAACCAACAGGCGGCUUCUGAAAGAGAUCGAGGACAAAAUCCUGCACACUCUCUCAGCAUCAGAAGGGAAUAUUCUGGAAGACGAGUCGGCCAUCCAAAUUCUGGAUUCGUCCAAAGUGCUCUCAGUCGAGAUCACUAAAAAGCAGAAGAUCGGGGAGGAAACGGAGAAAAAAAUCGAAGCCUCCAGAAUGGGUUAUCGACCCAUUGCCCACUACUCUGCCAUCUUGUUCUUCUGCAUCACAGAGCUACCGAACAUAGAUCCCAUGUAUCAGUACGCCCUCACCUGGUUCGUCAAUCUCUUCGUCUCAUCCAUUCACGACAGCAACAAGUCGAAGGUUCUGGAGAAGCGCCUGCAGUACCUGUCGGACCACUUCACGUACAACUUGUACAGCAACGUCUGUCGCUCGCUUUUCGAAAAGGACAAGCUACUCUUCUCCUUUACUUUGUGCUGCAACAUUCUGAAGUCCCGUAACGAUCUGAAUCAAAAAGAGUUUCUCUUUCUGCUCACUGGAGGGAUCGGACUUGAAAACAAGUUGAAGAACCCUACUCACGGUUGGUUGAGCGAUAAAAGCUGGGACGAGCUCUGCCGCCUGAAGGAUCUGAAAGGUUUUGAAAAAUUCAGGGAAGAUUUCGAGAAAAACACCGACCAGUGGCUGGAGUAUUACAACUCUAAAGAACCCCACAACACAGAAUUGCCGGCUCCAUGGCAGGAGAACCUCACCGACUUCCAGCGCAUGAUUGUUCUGAGGAUCAUGCGGGAGGACAAGAUUGGUCAGGCUGUCACGCAGUUCGUCAUGGAGAAGCUGGGGAAGAAAUUUGUGGAGCCACCUCCCUUUGAUCUGUCCAGGUCCUACAAUGACUCCAGCGCCUGCACGCCCCUCAUCUUUGUGCUCUCCCCUGGCGCUGACCCCACCAUGAGUCUCUUGAAAUUUGCGGACGACAAAGGGUUUGGUGGGGAAAAGUUUAACUCCAUAUCCCUUGGCCAGGGACAGGGUCCCAUCGCUGCCAACAUGAUUUCACUGGCCCAGGAGGCUGGGACGUGGGUGCUGCUACAGAACUGUCACCUCGCGGUGUCCUGGAUGACCGACCUGGAGAGGAUCUGUGAGGAAAUGUCACCUGAAAAUACAACAAGGGACUUUCGUCUCUGGCUUACCAGCUACCCCUCCCCAAAGUUUCCGGUGGCAGUGCUGCAAAAUGGCGUCAAGAUGACCAACGAGCCCCCAACAGGGUUAAGGGCCAACAUCCUCAAGUCGUACCUCAACGACCCAAUCAGCGACGAGGCCUUUUUUGCCGGUUGCCCAGGAAAGGAUGAGACGUUCAAGAAGCUGCUUUUUGGAUUGUGCUUCUUCCACGCGCUGGUGCAAGAACGGCGGAAGUUCGGUCCAAUGGGUUGGAACAUUUCAUACGGCUUUAAUGAGUCCGACCUGCGCAUCUCUGUGCGCCAGUUACAGAUGUUCAUUAACGAGUACGACGAAGUUCCCUACGACGCCAUCACCUACAUGACGGGGGAGUGCAACUACGGGGGUCGAGUCACAGACGACUGGGACCGCCGCUGCCUCAUGACGAUCCUCAGGGACUUCUACAACCCUCAGGUCGUCUCCACGCCCAAGCACAAGUUCUCUCCCAGCGGCCUGUACUACUGCCCGACCAAGGGCUCCUAUGACCACUACGUCGAGUUCAUCAGGUCACUGCCUAUGACGCAAUAUCCGGAAGUGUUCGGCAUGCACGACAACGUGGACAUCAGCCGGGAGCUGGCAGACGUGCGAGAGCUCUUCGACUCACUUCUCCUCACGCUCGGAGGUUCAGGGGAAGGUGGCGAUGAGGACAGCGAGAAAACACUCUUCAACAUUACCUCCGAUAUUCUCAGCAAGAUACCAGAAAACUUCAAUGUGGAGCAAGCCACGAAGCGAUACCCUGUGGUGUACUCAGAAAGCAUGAACACAGUCCUCGUGCAGGAGAUGGAGAGGUUCAACAGGCUGCUGAGCGUGAUCCGGACCUCGCUUCAGAACGUGAAGAAGGCCAUCAAGGGGCUGGUGGUGAUGUCGGCGCAGUUAGAAGCUCUCUGUCGCAGUCUUCUCAUCGGGAAGCUGCCUGCCAUGUGGAUGAAGGUCUCCUACCCAUCACUCAAGCCUCUGGGUUCCUACGUCACUGAUUUCCUCGACCGCCUCAAGUUCCUGCAGGAUUGGUAUGACCAUGGGAAAGCCAAACAUGUUCUGGGUGUCGGGUUUUUCUUUACCCAGGCGUUUCUGACCGGGGUGGUGCAGAACUUUGCCAGGAAGUACACCAUUCCCAUCGACAAGCUGGCCUUCGACUUCUUGGUGCAGAACACAAGUAAAGUUGACAAAGCCCCGGACGAUGGAGCCUACGUGUGGGGGCUCUUCCUGGACGGGGCCAGAUGGGAUUCAACGACAAUGAACCUGGAGGAGCAGCUACCGAAGGUUCUGAACGAGCCCCUCCCGGUGUUGUUGCUGAUGCCGAGUAUGAUGGAUAAAAUUGACUACUCGGACAACCGCUACCGGUGUCCUGUGUACAAGACGAGCGAACGUAAGGGCGUCUUGUCCACCACCGGCCACUCCACCAACUUCGUCCUGCCCAUCCUCCUCCCUACCCAGAAGCCCGUGCAGCACUGGAUCAAGAGAGGAUGCGCUGCUCUCUGUCAGCUCGACGACUGAGCGACGAAAGGUUGCCGAGAUCUUUAAAGGGGAGAGAAACUGAUGAACAUCAAGAGACUGUGUGUGUGAUUGGGCGUGUGUGCGUGUGUGCGUUUGUGAGUGUACUCAUGUCUCUAAGAGUAUGUGUUCCUGUGUGUGGGUGUGAAUGACUGGGCGAGUGUUGGGCUGGCAGGAUUCAAUCUUUCACAUUAAUCACAUAGCUCACAGAUGUCAUGUACAUCAAACGCGCAUUAAGAUCCCAUGUCGAGAUAAACUCAAAUCUUGUCUAACCGGAGCAUCUUUAUGUCCUCCAAACGGCAUUUUGUAAUUUAAGGAUCUUAAAAAGGUUUUUUCAAUUUUCUCUCUUCAACGUAAUAAUGAAAUAAAGGUAGUG
Messenger RNA from Pomacea canaliculata, 10856 nucleotides. RefSeq names its product dynein heavy chain 7, axonemal-like. Gene Ontology annotation, cellular component: dynein complex. The record is from RefSeq and is a predicted model, not a curated record. The transcript has 61 exons. Gene Ontology annotation, molecular function: ATP binding; dynein intermediate chain binding; dynein light intermediate chain binding. NCBI's taxonomy places the organism in Eukaryota, Metazoa, Mollusca, Gastropoda, Architaenioglossa, Ampullariidae. Gene Ontology annotation, biological process: microtubule-based movement. Bases 188 to 10483 code for a protein of 3431 amino acids.